AUGUAAUUUCUUACAAAAUAUAAUACCCUUCUAUAAUAAUAUCCUCUAUUGACAAAAUCAGUGACUGGAGGUAUAACAUAUUAAUCAAAAAAUAUAGGUUUUAUGUUUUUUGCAGGAGAUGCUGUAGUCUAGACAAUGGAAUCACAAAUUGCAAAAAAGAAUUAAUAAAGUCAUUAAUAUGAUUUUAGAAGGUUAGGAAUAGCUUGGCUUAUGGGAAAUGUAUUUAUGAUGCCAUUGUUUCAUUAUAAUUUCACAUAUGCAUUACCAUGGUUAGUGAAAAGGUAGUACAUAUGGAUCUUAUAAAUUGUAGAUUACCUUUUGAUACUUCAACACCAUUUAGAGCUGCAGUAGGAUCUGUUCUUAUUGAUUAAUCAGUUUGGGCAUGUUACAUAUUGUGUCAUUAUUUGAUGAUAAUUAAUUUAUUAGAGAGUAGAUCAGUGUAGAAAGGAAUAGAUGCAAUCAAAAAUAAUUUUGUAAAAGCCAUGAUAACAAAUUGGUAAAUUUGGCCAGCUGCAUAGAUUAUAAAUUUUUGGUUGAUCCCAAGACAUUAUCAAGUCUUAUGGGUUAAUUUCAUAGGAUUUUUUUGGAAUAUUUAUUUAAGUUACAUUUCACAUAAUUGA
Paramecium primaurelia is the source of this 620-nucleotide messenger RNA. NCBI's taxonomy places the organism in Eukaryota, Ciliophora, Oligohymenophorea, Peniculida, Parameciidae. The record is from the annotation of a GenBank genome assembly.